This is a messenger RNA of Coregonus clupeaformis (lake whitefish), 1986 nucleotides long. RefSeq names its product complement component C1q receptor-like. The transcript has a single exon. Lineage: Eukaryota; Metazoa; Chordata; Actinopteri; Salmoniformes; Salmonidae. Gene Ontology annotation, molecular function: calcium ion binding. Bases 114 to 1886 code for a protein of 590 amino acids. The record is from RefSeq and is a predicted model, not a curated record.
UACAAUGUACAAUGCAAAGUCGCAACAUUUGUACUUAGGCAGUGAAUAGGGCGCCUCGUUUGUCAUCCGUUUGCCAAUAAGGCAUAAAUGUAGCAUAUAAAACAUUUAAAUCAAUGGUUGUUGUUGGUUUGUUGGAUUAUGUGGGAAUGAUGCUGUUGCUACUUUUACUGCAAAUCUCUAUCUGGGGAGCCACUGGAGCAGACACCGGCAGAGAAGCAACCGUGUGCACAUCCAAUGCCUGUUUCACUUUUCAUAUGGAGAGAGUCAGCUUUGAAGACGCUCGUAUGAAAUGUGAAGAUAACGGAGGUUACUUGGUAACAACUAAAGAAAAAGGUGAGGUAGCAGAGCUUCAAUCAAUCAUUUCACAGAUCGACGAAAGACAUCGCAAUUUCGACUACAAGUGUUGGAUCGGACUGAAAUUACAUAAGGGGGACUGCAUUAUAACGGACUUAAGUCUCAGAGGUUUUAAGUGGAUAUCUGGAAGUGAAAAUUCCCAAUAUUCCAACUGGGAGAAGGAACCUCGCAGCACCUGCACAGAGGAGCGUUGCGUAUUGGUACAUUAUUCUUUAUCCAGUCGCAAUGAAUUAAAAUGGACGGAUGGAUCUUGCAAAGACAAGGCCUUUUACGCGUGCAAAUUCUAUUUCAAGGGCAUGUGUAAACCUUUGUUGUUGGCAGGAGGAGAGCAAGUUAAUUACAUGCUCCCAUUCUCAGCAAAUCCAUUAAAUGGGGACAACAUGACUGCGUUUCCAUUUGGAACAUAUGCUGAUGUAACAUGCAAUGGGAAUGAUAACUUUUCUAUUUGCAAAUUAAUGGAUGGUGUAUAUGACUGGACUAUCCCCGGUCCGUUUUGCGCCUCGGAUAAACAGAGCUGUGGCUAUAAAAACGGCGGGUGUGAUCAUGUGUGCGUUGAUAGUGACGCCGGAGGUGUCCUUUGUGGAUGCAAGGCCGGUUAUGUGUUAGGACAGGACAGAGUAUCUUGUGGCUUCAAGGAAUAUUGUCACAGUUCUCCAUGUCAGUACCAAUGCGUAACAGGACCAACAGGCUUCUCGUGCGUAUGCCCAAACGGCUUCCAAUUGGAUAAAGACCAAUUUGGUUGUAUCGAUGUUGAUGAAUGCCAAAUGAAGGCCUGCGACGGUCAUCGUUGCAUCAAUACCCAAGGUAGUUACACAUGUAAGUGCAAUGAAGGCUACACACUGGUUGAGGGCAAAUGCCACGAUAUAGACGAGUGCACUGAAUCUAGAUGUCCCCAAAUAUGUCUUAACUCUGAAGGAUCCUUCUCCUGCCAUUGCUACUCAGGGUUCACUGUGUCCGAGAACCGUCAUACGUGUAUAGAUAUAGACGAAUGCCUCAGUAAUCGAUGCGAGGACAAGUGCACUAAUACCAUUGGUAGUUUCAGGUGUUCUUGCCAUCAGAACUUCCAGUUACAUCCUAAUGGAAUCACCUGCAUUCGAGAUGUGACUGUUGUUUCCACUGCUGAGACGUCAAGUGUUCAUAGAGACAACGACCAACACGACAACACCAUUGACACUAUAACCAUCUCUACGGUUGAAUUACAAAACGAGCCUCAGUUCACCGACGGACCACCUCGAGACACUAUUACGCACGACAUUACGCGCGAGGAGCCAUCCAGAAAAACCAUUGGAACGAGUGGGCCUACGCACAAUGGCUCUUUUUUGAGCUCGUGGCUGUUUAUUUGCGUUAUUGCUUCUGUUGUUCCACUACUUCUUCUAAUUGCAGUAACCUCUGCUAUUGUCAUAUUUCGAUGUAGUCGUUCAAAAAGAGAAGCGAGGAUGAAAAUCGCAACUGCUGACAGUUAUUGUUGGGUCGCUUCCGGUAUAGAGACUCGGUUAGAAACAUUUGACGGGUCACUUGAAAGCACGGCGUGAAAUAGUGUAAACUCAGAAUGUAAAAGCAAUAUAAUUCUGACAUUGCAUUAUCUACGAAGAUAUAAAUAAAACGUGUUAAUAAAAUAACGUUUUUUAAAAA